Messenger RNA from Quercus lobata, 1667 nucleotides. RefSeq names its product F-box/kelch-repeat protein At3g23880-like. Gene Ontology annotation, molecular function: protein binding. The transcript has 2 exons. The record is from RefSeq and is a predicted model, not a curated record. The coding region runs from base 225 to 1394 and encodes 389 amino acids. Lineage: Eukaryota; Viridiplantae; Streptophyta; Magnoliopsida; Fagales; Fagaceae.
GAAGAAUUACUUUUUACCAAAGUAUGUAUGUAAACGUUGAUUUUGCCUAGGAGAAUUCUCCUUGCUUAACAUAAGCCUAAACCCUUCAUAGAACAUAUUCCGAUCCCCAAGUAUAUAUAUGUAAAAGUUGACUUUGCAGAAGCCUAAACCUUCACCUUCGGAUACUUAUUUCCAAAUCUGGUAUUCAGAUAGAUACAUACCAAAUGGAAAUAUAAGUAUAAUCAAUGAUGAUGGCUACAACACCAACGCAGUUCGAUGAUCUCCCUCACGAAAUCGCAUUCAACAUCCUAAUUCGGCUGCCAGUGAAAACACUGCUGCAAUUCAGGUGCGUUUCCACAUACUAUAACUCCAUCAUCACCAGCUCCAAUUUCAUUACCAAACACUUCAAACUCAACCUAGUCAAAUCAUUAUUAUCCAACAAAAACAACAACAACAAUGAUUAUCUACUAUGUAAAGCACGGUCACAUAGGGAACAAGACACGUUGUGUACAGUCGUUUGCAAUAUCAGCGACCACACGUUGACUGAGGUUUCCAGGUGGAAAGUACCAGUUUCUAAUGCCACCAUUGUUGGCAUCUGCAAGGGCUUAUUCUGCCUCGUUUUUCAGCAAUUUACUGUACAUACAUUUAAUGCUGAUAGUCGACCAAUUGAUGGUACUUGGGUUUUUGACAUAUAUUUGUGGAAUCCAAACAUUGGAAAGUUUAAGCUAAUUCCAUCUACUGAUGACAGUUUUGAGCCUUUCGGUUAUGGAUUUGGGUAUUAUCAUAUUCAAAACAAUGACUUUGACUUCAAGGUUUUGAGAUAUGGGCGUUUCUUCAGACAAAACCGGCUUGACUUCCAGGUUUACACGUUGAGUACCAAUUCGUGGAAACAGUUGAGUUCAUUUAAUGGAUCUAGAGGACCUAUCACUAGGAUUGAUCUACCACCUUAUUUGUUUUUUAAUGGAGCUUUGCACUUUAUAGCAUAUUCUUGUGGCCACAAAUUCAUUCUGUGCUUUGAUCUCCAUAAUGAUAACUUCCGGGAGAUACUACUGCCACAGGAUUACUCAAAUGGAUUAUUUUUUAAGCUUGAACAACUUGCGGUAUUGGAGGGAUCAUUGGCAGUGAUUGCUUUCCACAGUCAUGUAUUGAUUGAGAAGUGCCACAUAUGGGUGAUGGGGGUUUAUGGUAAUGUUGACUCUUGGACUCCAAACAUUGUAGAUUUGAAGGAUGUUAAGAACUUCUUUGGCUGCACGAGCAGUGGUGAACUUGUUAUUAGGAAAUCUUCUCCUCAUAAACUCAUUUUAUUUGACCCUAAGAGUCCAGAUGAGAAAAAUAUUGGAAUUGGAGAUCUUGCACCAGAGAUUUACACAGCUAAUCUCAUGGAGAGCUUAGUUUUUCUCAACGAGCAUAAUUGACAGGUUAUAAUGGGUUCUUGUAUUCAGUUGCUUCUUGGCAUUAAGCAUUGACAAGAGAGAGAAAUCGAUGGGAUGUUGUUGCUUUUCUGUUUUACAUGGGGUUUCUUUGUUCUUGGUACUUUAUUUGUUGCAGUCGUCUCAAACCCAAUUGAGUACCCAAAGCUGUUUGGGAAUUGUAAUAAUAAUAUUACUGAUGGUAUUUGGUUUUCUUUCCCCCAAAUAUCGAAUUACAUAUACAAAACAAAAGGACUGAUUGCUAGAGAAAAUUUUGAG